AUGUCUCAAGAUCAAUACCUACUAUCUGAACGUAAUGUGCCCAACAUUCAAUCAAGUUCUUUUUAUCGAAGAUUUUUAAAUUGGACAGGUGCAAAUUUCUCCGAAGUCGAUGCAAAAAUACCAAAAUGGUACAUUAUGAAGAAGUUGCGUCGUAUAUCUUAUGACACUUUAUGUUGUCUUCAGGAAGCAACUUCUUUUUUUACACGUCGCAAGAACAAGGCACAGUCUUGGAGUAAUUUUUAUGUUGGAUUGGAUGAAUAUUCGACGGAACGUGACUUGAGUGAAAGUGAAAUCUUCCAGCACAUUAUGAAUGAUUUAGUCAAAAUAGUCGACAGCUGUAUCGACAAUGCUAUUCCCUUGAUCGUUGAUGGAAAGCCUAUUCAUGUCGAACCCAACAUGUCGAAACAACCUCCAGUCUACUUCUAA
Chironomus riparius is the source of this 426-nucleotide messenger RNA. The record is from the annotation of a GenBank genome assembly. Lineage: Eukaryota; Metazoa; Arthropoda; Insecta; Diptera; Chironomidae.